AUGGAGAACCACACGCAGACCAGGACGACCCUAUGCCGCCUUCCUGUCGAGAUCAAACAAGCCAUUGCUUCCGCUGUCGUCAGCUCGACACUGCCACCCCAAUCGCCGCCUCCACCUGACGGGCUGCGUGACCUGGCCGCGCUGGCCGUAACUUCUCGCCUAUGGUACGCAGUCGCAAACCCGUUGCUUCACAUUACAGCUCUGGCCCUCGAUCUGUUGGGCACUCACCCGAGAGACCACCUAGAAACCGUCGCUUACAAACAUGGCGCUGUUCGGCUGGCCAACCUGAUCAACUUCUAUGGAGAAUUUACUUCUCAAAACCAAACCGCAUCCAGGCGUGAGUCGCUUCUCCUAUGGGCCAUUUCCUCUCGACGCCAUGACCUCGUACGUCGGUUACUACUACACGUUCCAGAACCGCUACUUGCCGUUAUUUUCGACUCACGUCUUAGCGUUUCCUGGGAAUGCACUUCAGGUACCCAUUACCCAGACCCAAAGACUGCGCGACAUGUCCAGUAUUAUGCGACUCCUCUCCACGCCGCCGCUCGUGUGGGCGACGACGAACUGGUCGAGUCGAUGCUCCGCCGCGGUGUCAACGUCGACGCCGAAGCAUGCCUGCCCUGUCUAUGCCCUUCUCCACAUUCUCGUAUCUUGAACGACUCUGACCCUUUCGAGGAAGUCCUCGCUACUCCUCUGCACCUUGCGCUGGCCCACGGCAAGACGUCGACGGCCAAGUUACUCAUGGUCCAUGGAGCACUCUGGGAUCGGCCGGGAUUUGUCACAGGUCCUUCCGGCGGCGUAACGAGUCUGCACAUUAUGGCGGCGAACGGUGCCACUCAACUGAUUAACUGGGUGGCCAACUCGCCCCGCCAUGUUCUGUGCAGGAACGGCUCACUGCACGACUGGCCGGAUGCCAACGGCUUCUCGAGUUUGCACUAUGCGUGCUUAGCAUCCAGCAAAAUGAGUGAAGAAGAGGGAACUGGCCGACAGAGUGCCCGCAAGCAGGCGUGGCGACUUGUAUUGGCUCUGGGCCGCCUAGGCGCAAUACUAGACACGCGAAACGAACAAAGCGCACAACGGCGACUCGAAACCGAGAAACGGCGCCUGGGAAGCGCUGUUCAGAACUGGUAUGAGACAAACAAUUCAGAGUCUGCGUGGUUAUACCGAAUCUGUCACUGGCACAGGGACAUGCGUUAUUUCGAAUUCUCCCGUGAUGAACCAAUCGCAUUUGCAGAGUCGCGUGGCAACUGGCUUCUGAGCCGGGCGCUACGGUCCCUGGCUUUGACCCCAGGAAGGUAG
Molecule: messenger RNA, 1296 nt
Organism: Colletotrichum truncatum
Lineage: Eukaryota; Fungi; Ascomycota; Sordariomycetes; Glomerellales; Glomerellaceae
Source: RefSeq, a predicted model, not a curated record